CAGCAGGAGGAGCAGCAGACCGGACUGUAGUCUGUGUGACAGGUGCCGCACACCGCGAUGACAGCGACACGUGUGCUGCUGAUGAUGAUGAUGAUGGUGAUGGUGGUGGUGGUGAUGAUGAUGAUGCCGCUCUGCUCCUCCGCAGACGAAGACCCGCAGUAUUCCGCCACGGUCAGAGAAUACUUUGUAGCAGCUGUAGAAAUCGGCUGGGACUAUAUUCAUCUGGAAGAUGCUGAACCACCGUCAGCUGAACAAAGGAGAUCAAGAUCCAGAGACAUUACACAAAAAUACAUCAAGGCAGUUUACAGGGAGUAUACAGAUUCUACAUACACUGUCCCCAAGCCAAGACCAGCAUGGACAGGUAUUCAAGGUCCGGUGAUCGUUGCCCAGGCUGGUGAUCGGGUGGUGGUCCACUUCAAAAACCUUGCCUCUCAGUCCUACAGUAUCAGCCCUGUUGGAGUCACAUACUGGAAACAGUCUGAAGGAGCUGGGUACGAUGACUCUACAGCGGGUCAGGAGAAGGAGGAUGAUGCCGUCUCUCCAGGAGGAUACUUUGAAUAUGUGUGGGACAUCAGUCCCAAAGAUGGACCCACCAGCAGCGACCCUGACUGCCUCACUUACUCAUACUCCUCCCAGGUGGACACAGUCAGAGACGUCAACUCGGGACUCAUCGGUGCCUUGCUCAUCUGCAAAUCCAGUGCCCUCACAGACGAAGGCAAGAGGAGAAGCCCAGCAUUUGUCCUGUUUUUUGCAGUAUUUGACGAGACCAAGAGCUGGUAUGGAGAGUUAGGAGAGAGGAUGAGCCGAGAGAAGUUCAAGAGGAGCAAUAACAGGAAGAAAUACCACACCAUCAAUGGAUAUAUUAACUCUACGUUACCUGGUUUGACAAUGUGUCAAGGCCGCAAUCAUGUGUUUUGGCAUUUGAUUGGCGUAGGCUCAGCGCCUGAAAUCCACUCCAUUCAGUUCCAGGAUCACUCUCUGCAGGUGUUGACUCAUCGUAAGGUCACCAUGGAGGUGACCCCCAUGACCUUUAUCACAGCGGAAAUGAGACCUGCUACGAUCGGACGCUUCCUCAUCAGCUGUCAGAUCCAUUCACAUCGCCACGAUGGUAUGAACGCGUUGUUCACGGUGGAGAAAUGCCCCGAAGUCGUCGCCGUGCCGGGACCAGAUCUGCGUAACGUCAAACACAGUGAAUUGGGCGACUAUGGUGAAGACUACAGUGAGGAAUAUUCCGAGCAUUUGUUCAAUACUAUAAGCUUUCAGCCUAGGAAACCUCAAGUGCAGGUGAGAUCCAGCAGAGGACAGGACUCAAAAACCUGGGAGCAUUUUAUUGCUGCUGAGGAAGUCACAUGGGACUACGCACCUCACCUCAAACCCACAGACAGUGAUUUGAAGUCCAGAUAUUUCCCUGCGUCGCCCCAUCACCUGGGUUACAAGUACAAAAAGGUUGUGUAUGUAGAAUACACGGAUGCAUCGUUCACUGUGAGGAAAAGCCCUGCCAAGAACUUACUGGGUCCACUUCUGAAAGGAAAAGUCAAUGAUCAGUUCCACAUCACUUUUAGAAACCUGGCCAGUCGACCCUUUAAUAUUUACCCCAAUGGCCUGACCAAGAUCUCCCCACUCCAGCGAAGCACAAAUGAUGCAGAGCAGGACUUGCGCUCCAUGGGCGUGCCCCCGAACGGGACGUUUGGCUACAUUUGGAGGCUAACAACAGAUGAUGGGCCCCUGCAGGGAGACCCCCAGUGUCUCACCCAGCUGUAUCAGAGCACUGUCUCACCAGAGAGGGACUUGGUAUCGGGACUGGUGGGCACGCUGCUCAUCUGCAAGUAUGAUGCCAUCGACAGAAGAGGACGCCUGGUGGGCCCAGAUAAAGAGUGGAGUUUGACUUUCGCUGUCUUUGAUGAGAACCGAAGUUGGUACUUCAAUGAAAACAUGCAGAAGUACAACCAGAACUCCUCAAACCUCAACGACCCGGAAUUCUACAACUCCAAUGUCAUUUACAGUGUGAAUGGCAUCAUGUUCAGCGGGCGUCAGUUCGUGAUGUGUCAGACUGAUGUCACAUUCUGGCAUGUGGCCAGUGUGGGAACCCAGAGUGACUUCCUUUCUGUUUACUUUACGGGAAACCUGUUUCAGUACCAAGGCCUUUACCAGUCAGUUCUCACCCUGUUCCCCAUGACUGGCAUGACUGUUCCCAUGGAGACAGAGUUGUCAGGUGAGUGGGAGAUCAGUGCCUUUGACGGCAGCCUCAAAAGCCGCGGCAUGAGCAUCCAGUACACCGUCCGUCCCUGUGACAAUGCAGAGCUCCCGCUAGUCGAUCGAGACGGAAGUGAAGAGGAUCUCUCUGACUACAUCGAUCAGAUCAGUCUACGGCCCAGAAGCAGAAGACCUCAGAAUGAUACUGUUUUGGUUCAGCUGAGGAGAGUCACAGGAUCAUCAGAAGACGAAGAAACCCCAAACAAUGUGUCAGAGGGAGGAAUCCCUCAGGAUAUCCUGGAGGCCAUCGAGAGGAAUGGGCAGCGGAUAGUUAGCAAGAACAAGACUGACAGUGGAGAAAGGAGAGGCGGCAGACAGAGAAGACAAGUCGAGGGAAACUGUACACAUGGAGACAUCACCUCGGGAGCCUCGGAAGAUGGAGCUGCUGGGAUAGAGAUGGGUGGAGAGAAAAUGGAAAACUGGACUGACGCUAGUGCCGAGGUAAAGUCUGAGGAAUGGAGUGAAACGUCAAGUGAUACGACAGAGUCAAUGGAGACGUCGGAAGAAAGCAAUGAGAUCUUAUUGAACAGUGAUGGAAAGACAGUGUCACCGGUGGAGCCGGGUGCUUCGGAAGAAAGGGUUGAAAGCUUUGUGUGGAAAAAUCACAUCCAGACUGAACCUGGCCGGAAAUACAACUACACCACUGAAAACAACAACAGAACACAAACGGAUCUGUCCCUGGAGUACGACUAUGACUACAGCAGUCAGAUGAACACCACAUCAGAUAUGUUUUCCUCAGAUUACCUGGACCCACGCUCAGGAGGCAAUAUAUACCGCACUUUCUACAUCGCUGCAGAGGAGAUCGCGUGGGACUACGGCAUCAAAAAACCACAUCAGCUCAUCAAACCCAGAGAGAUGCGUCGAGGGAUGAGGAAGUUCCUGCCACAGUAUAAGAAGGUGGUGUUCAGAGGCUACAGAGAUGAAGACUUCCUCCAUCCCGUACACAUAGGAGAGCUUCAGGAACACCUGGGAAUCAUGGGACCGUUCAUCAGAGCUGAGAUUAACGACCUUGUGACAGUGAUCUUCAAAAACAAGGCAUCCAGGCCGUACUCGUUUCACCUGCACGGAGUCUAUGACCGCAGCCAAGGGGCCGGCAUAGCUCAAACCUAUGCCUCCUCUGCACCACCGGGUGUUCCAGGAGAGCCUGUGGCUCCUGGGGAGGCACGGACCUACAACUGGAGGAUAACCAGGAAACAAGGACCCACUGACAUUGAAUUUGCCUGCAAGACCGGAGCUUACUAUUCCACUGUUGACAAGGAGAGGGACCUUCACUCAGGUCUGAUCGGUCCACUGGUCGUCUGUAAGCCCGGCACCCUUCGGACUCGUCAGAACACUCAGCCAGACAUCCAGGAGUUUUCCCUGCUCUUCCACACCUUUGAUGAAACUAAAAGCUGGUACCUGGAAGAGAAUCUACAGAAGCACUGUGUGCCGCCGUGUCAGGUCAACACUGAGGAUCCCUGGUAUCACACCAGCAACAAGUUUGCAGCAAUCAAUGGUUAUGUGGCUGAGACACUACCCGGUCUGUUGGUCGCCCAGCACCAGCAGGUGAGGUGGCACUUGUUGAAUGUAGGAAGUGACGGCGAGUACCACGCCGUGCACUUCCACGGUUUGCCGUUCACCGUUCGCACUGACGAGGAACACCGGCUGGGGGUCUACAACCUUUUCCCUGGAGUGUUUGGCACAGUAGAGAUGAGACCCCCUACAGUGGGCACUUGGUUGGUGGAGUGCACUGUUGGAGAUUACCAGAUGGCCGGCAUGAGGGCUAAACUACUGGUGUAUAAUCCACGAUGUGUGUUGCCUCUGGGCAUGAAAUCGGGAAGAAUUGAGGAUUUCCAGAUCACGGCAUCAGAUUACAUCGAUAGCUGGGAGCCUCGGCUGGCGAGGCUGGAUCUGACCGGUUACAUCAACGCCUGGAUGGGCAGAAACAAGAUGUCAUGGCUACAGGUGGACCUCCAGAGGCCAACCCUGCUGCAUGGUGUGCAGACACAGGGAGUCAGGUCAAAGCUGAGGGACCACUACAUCACAUUCUUCACUGUCGCCUACAGUCUGGACCUGGAUAACUGGAUGAUUUACAGAGGAAACAGCACCCGGCAGAACAAGGUAUUUCACGGCAACAUGGACAGUAGCAGGGUGAAAAUCAACCACUUCGUUCCGCCGUUUGUGGCUCGCUACGUCAGGAUUGAGCCGUUCAGCUUUGUGCAAAAGCCUGCUCUCCGACUGGAGCUGCUGGGCUGCGAUCUCAACAGCUGCUCCAUCCCUCUUGGACUCCAGAGGGGGAUUCCUGACAGUAGCUUUAGUGCUUCCUCAUUUCAAUCGUCUCUGCUGCGUAAGUGGAGCCCCUACCUGGCCCGGCUGCAUCAGGAAGGAGGAGCCAAUGCCUGGAGGCCAAAGCACGACAACCCACACGAGUGGCUGCAGGUUGACUUGGGUAAAGUGAGACGCAUCACUGGAGUCAUAACACAAGGAGCUACGUCACUGUUGACCCAAAUGAUGGUGACAGAGUUCUCUGUCGCCGUCAGUCACGAUGAAGUCUCCUGGAGCAGCGUGUUGGAGGACAACUCCCAGAGAGAACAGAUCUUCACAGGAAACAACGACCCGGACGAGGAAGCUGUCGCUGUUUUUGAUCCUCCCUUAUUCGGCCGUUACCUCCGCAUCCACCCGCGGGGCUGGAUCAACAGCAUCGCCCUGCGUCUGGAGAUCCUGGGCUGUGACACGCAGCAGGUGUUCUAAAGGCACUGCGCUCACCAGCCUGUGUGUGUGUGUAUGUAAAGAAGGAGGAGUUAAGUUAUACAUCACUUUUUAGGACUUUGUACAAGAAAAGCUAUUUCUUAUGCAGCCACGACGUUGUUUACAUUUUCACCUUUUUUGUUGUUUUUUUUUGCUAAUGUGGCGCUACUAAAGUGGAUAUAACGUGUUAAAGGUAUAGCUAACACUUUUAGCGGAUAAGCUGCGCAAACUACAGAACCUUGUUAAGCUUGUGUAAAUACGAUAGACCCAUGACUCUGAAGAAUGUGUCCAGUUUAACUGGCUGUAUGUCAUUGGAAAAGUUCAAAAUGUUUCUUUUUAGUUUGGCUUCAUAACAACCCCCAACACAGAUAUACAGGGACACAACAUUUUAACAAUCACUUUCAAAGCUUUACACCAUGGCAGGUGAGAGUAACCGUACUAGUAAAAAUCCCAUAAGAGAUUUCCUUUCCUUUUGUUUUCUUCCUGCUUUAUCUUGUUCUCUGUUAUUUUGGCUUAUCCACCUCCACCAGGUUGUCCUGGUAGAAACAAUGAGCGAAUCAGCUCCAACAUUCCUCUGUUAAAGCUUGCGCUGAGGGGAAAACAAGUUGUAGACCUGGUGAAAUUAUGGGGUGACUGGCAACAGUAAGAGAAACAUGUUUGUAGGUCCAACCACGCUCUAUCACCUCAUUAUCAUUUGAGGAAGUUUCCGGGCUGGAGGUGUGUUUCCUUUGGAGACGAGUGUAGUACCAGACAGGACAUGUGUUGGCAGAGACGUAGCCGUCGCAAAUCAUGCCUGGCUGUCACGUUUUAUCUCCCUCUGAAAAGAAUAACACAGAGUCUCAUUAUCUCAGCGGCACAACAGAGCACCUGUGUUCACUUCCAAUGAAAGAGCUGGUGAGAUUGAGUUUGCGGCGUGUGAACGAACCAGCAACAACAACUGCAGGCUAACAAAUAUGCAAGAGACUGAACUUCAGGUGCCGUAGUAAAUGUUACACAAACAUUAAAUCACAAUGGAUCGAGGUGCUUUUAUUCACCAAAAAACUGAGGUGACUGAAGUACCACUAUUUUUGAUACAUUUUUACUGAAGUACAAGUAAAAGUACUGGUCAAAAAAAUGUACUCUAGUUAAAGUAAUAAAAAAGUGUAAAAUGUACUCAGAGUAAAAGUUACUAAGUUACUUUGAUAACAAGGUUGGGGUAUCACAUGAAUUGUUUUUAAUGAAAGGCACACCAUUACAAAUUAAACACAUCAUGUAUCAGUCAAAGGUUAUAAAUCACUCACUGAUAACUGAGUAAUUAUGUCAAUAUCUGUUUUUUUUUUUUACAAUUUACACACACCUUAUUGCAAAAAUGACCACUUCCAAAUUAAAUCUAUCAAAAAAAAUCUCCAAACUGAAAUCCACUCCUCAAACAUAAUCAACGAUGAACCACUUGCAGCUGCCAUCGUCAUCACCGCACCUGCGUGUGAUUGCUCAGACGCCCAUAUAAGGAGGUGCCAAGGACAGACUCUGUUUAAAUCUCAGGGCUGUGAGAGACACAAGCUCAACAUGGGGAAAAGCAUUUGUAAGAUUUCUAGAAAAUAAACUGAGGCUGUUUAUAACAGUGA
Solea senegalensis (Senegalese sole) is the source of this 6584-nucleotide messenger RNA. It is a transcript of the gene f8, whose product is annotated as coagulation factor VIII, procoagulant component. Gene Ontology annotation, molecular function: copper ion binding; oxidoreductase activity. The record is from RefSeq and is a predicted model, not a curated record. Lineage: Eukaryota; Metazoa; Chordata; Actinopteri; Pleuronectiformes; Soleidae. The coding region runs from base 58 to 4983 and encodes 1641 amino acids. The transcript is spliced from 27 exons.